AUGGAGGCUCUGCUGAUCCUCUCCCUCCUCGCUGCUUUGCAGAUUAUUGGCAGUGUGCUCGCUAGCGAUCCACCAUCGAAUGCCACCAAAUUGUCAACCAUCGAAUGGGGCCCGUGCGACCCAUCCGUGAUCACAAAUCCUGCUUUGACCUGCAGCUUCUUCGAGGUACCGUUGGACUACCACGACCCCGCCGUCGGCCACGCCAGACUCGCACUCGCCAAACUCAAUGCGACUGGCGAUCGACUCGGCACCUUAUUCUUCAACCCUGGUGGUCCUGGUGUCUCAGGUUUGGAUUCUCUCAACACACUGGCCGGCCUCCUCAGCAGCCUAUCAGGCGGGCUCUACGACAUCGUCAGCUGGGAUCCGCGCGGAGUCGGAUCGCUUACCACUCCAGGAGAGGUAUUCUGCUUCGAUAGCCUCGACGAAUACAACACGUUCUGGAAUGAUACCAUCCAGAUCGCCGGGAUCGAGAUGAUCGGCAACUUCAGCGACCCAGAUGACGUGCAGGCGUUGCUCGCACAGGCGCCGAUUAUGGAGGAAAAAUACGACGAGCUUGCGCAGCGGUGCUUGCAGCAUCCGAGCGGGAAAUUCCUGCGGUAUCUUGGAACGGCAGCGACGGCGCGUGACAUCGUCGCCCUCGCCGACUCGCUCGAUGGGCCCGGUAGUCCAGUGAACUUCCUCGGAGCUUCGUACGGUUCCGUCUUGGGCAUGUGGCUGAUCAAUAUGUUUCCUGAGCGCGUGGGCCGAGUCAUCAUCGACGGGAUUAUUGACCCAACGCUGCUCGCUACCCAAGAGACACCGGCCGUGUGGGCGUUCCACGAGCUCGCAGACGCUGACAAGGUGUACGAGGUCUUCCUCACCGGCUGCGCCCUCGCGGGUCCGCAGGGCUGUCCGAUAGCCUCCGCCGAGGGACAGACUGCAGCAGAUGUCGACGCGACGAUCCAGGCGCUCCUCAAGCAGGCGCACGACGCUGCACGCAGGAACGCCUCUGUUCCCAGUGUAAUGAGACAAUGGUGUGCUGAAGUGGACUACACAGAGGGACUUUUGUCUGUAAUGAUAGCCCCUGCGCAGGCGGCUAUCUUCGCGAACACGACGUGGCCCAUGCUCGUCGCCGGCGCGCAGGCUGAGUCCGGCCCCGGAUCCCUCACUGCUCGGCGCGGUAUUCGGUCUGCUCGCGGUCGGUACACACAGUCAUACUCUGCACAAGUGAUGCUCUGCGGCGACAGCGUCGACCUGCGCGGAACGCGCUUUUCCGAAGUGUUCGAAAUCAUCAUCGCCGCGUCCCGCAAUACCUCGGAGAUGUUCAGCGUGGGGUGGCCGGCGGAGUUCUACACGUGCCCAUUUUGGCCCGUGCGUGCUGUGGAGAGGUACCAGGGCCCGUUCAACAAGACGCUCGCGAACAAGGUGAUGGUCGUCAGUAAUACGUUCGAUCCUAUCACGCCGCUUCCGGAAGCUGAGGCGGUGACGGCGCUUCUCGGGGACAACGCUAGGCUUGUUCAGCAGCACGCAUUCGGGCACACGUCAGUCUCCGAGCCGUCUCAAUGCCUCAACGCGGUCAUGUUCGCGUACUUGGUGAAUGGCACGCUCCCGGAUGACAACAGGACGCUGUGCGAGGUCGACGCUGACUUUGAGAUCUUCCCGGGAGUGAACACAGAGGACAUUCUGGCGGCGAUGGCCUCAAGACAUUAG
This is a messenger RNA of Trametes versicolor FP-101664 SS1, 1689 nucleotides long. RefSeq lists its product as uncharacterized. The record is from RefSeq and is a predicted model, not a curated record. The coding region runs from base 1 to 1689 and encodes 562 amino acids. The transcript has 12 exons. Lineage: Eukaryota; Fungi; Basidiomycota; Agaricomycetes; Polyporales; Polyporaceae.